Messenger RNA from Naegleria lovaniensis, 1281 nucleotides. RefSeq lists its product as uncharacterized. Gene Ontology annotation, biological process: double-strand break repair. Gene Ontology annotation, molecular function: single-stranded DNA binding; 5'-tyrosyl-DNA phosphodiesterase activity. The transcript has a single exon. NCBI's taxonomy places the organism in Eukaryota, Heterolobosea, Eutetramitea, Acrasida, Naegleriidae. Gene Ontology annotation, cellular component: PML body; cytoplasm. Bases 1 to 1281 code for a protein of 426 amino acids. The record is from RefSeq and is a predicted model, not a curated record.
AUGAAAGAAGGAAGUGGAUCAGCACUGAUUAUAAGAUUUCCGGAAGAUCUGGCUGGUGGAAGAAAAUAUUUUGAAAUUCUGAAUCAUCAUGAUGAUCGUUAUGGUAUUAAUAUCGGAGAGUUGAAACAAAAAUUGAGAGAUCUAGUUGGAAUUACCAAUCACCAAGAAUUAGAUUUUAGCUUAUCCAUGGAUGGUGAAUGUAUAUUAUUGAACCACGAGCAUGAAUGGCUGAAAUUACGAGAAAACGACACUCAUGUUGCUGAUUUGAAAAUUCGAUUAAAAGGUGGUGGAAACAAUGCAUCUCAUCAAACAACUGUUGUCCGAAAUAUCGAAAAGAAAGUUCUAAUCGAUCAAAAAGUUGACAGACAUAUUUCGGAUGAAGUGAGAAAACGAAUUGUAUUUGAUCCGGAUAACGAUACUCCUUCAACAGCUAGCUUUCUGGUUCAUUUUCAUGAAUAUGUAGGAUCAACAUGGCAACCAGUAAUGUAUGAAAACUUGAAACAAUCAAACAAUAAUGUCCAAGAACUGAAAAUAGUAACAUAUAACGUUUGGUUUGAUUUGCUUGAACGAGAAGCGAGAAUGUUAGAAAUUGUUCAAAUUUGCCAGAACGCAAAUGCAGAUAUUAUUUGUUUGCAAGAAGUCACUCGUGGUUCUUUAGAGAUCCUAACAAAACAGUCAUGGAUACGAAACAAUUUUUAUAUAUCUGACUCUUUAGAAAAUGGAGGAACAACUGUCAGCCCUUACGGAGUGAUGAUAUUUGUGAAAAAGAAUUUACCAGUUGUAAAAUUAUUCCUUAAUGAGUUACCAACUCGAAUGUUCCGUUCAGCUCUUAGCUUGGAGUUGAAGGUAAACGAUCAAAUUCUCUGCUUUUCAACAAUCCACUUAGAAUCAUUGGAUAGCCAAUCGCUAAGAGCUCAGCAAAUGUAUUUAAUCUCCACCUUUUUGAAGCUUUAUGACACUGGUUUUUUAUGUGGUGAUUUUAAUUUUGAUUCAGAAGAGAAUUACCAUAAGGACACCACACCUCUCGAAAAUGAGAAUUUAGAAAACUUUUAUCCUGACUUUAUGGAUAUUUGGAAAGAACUCAAGUAUCCUCUGCAAGAUAUGGGAAAAACAUUUCUUGGAGAUCAAAGUAGACUUGAUCGAAUGCUUCUGAAGAGUUCAAUAUUUGAGCCUGUGGAGAUAACCAUGUUAGGAACCAAACCAUUCAAAGAAGCGCAUGGUAAACCCAUCUACCCGUCUGAUCAUUUUGGACUCUUGACCACUCUUCGAAGAAAAAAGUAA